This is a messenger RNA of Hansenula anomala, 981 nucleotides long. RefSeq names its product YeeE/YedE family protein. Gene Ontology annotation, cellular component: plasma membrane. Bases 1 to 981 code for a protein of 326 amino acids. Lineage: Eukaryota; Fungi; Ascomycota; Saccharomycetes; Phaffomycetales; Wickerhamomycetaceae. The record is from RefSeq and is a predicted model, not a curated record. The transcript has a single exon.
AUGUUUUCAAUAAUCGAAGCUAGUGUGGGUGCCCUGUUCAUUCAGUUGGCCAGUACAAACUACUACUGGCAACUUGGUUCGACUAUUGGCUUCUCAUCAGCUAUUUACAACACCAUCUUCGAGAAGGCUACAAAGAAUAUCCCACUUUUAACUGGUGUUUUAUGUUCAUCCUUAUUCAUCAAAGAAUAUGCUCCUUCAUUUUUACCAGAUUUCCCAACUUCAAACCUAAUCACAAACUUUGGUAUCGAUAAAUUGGUGUUAUUUUCAAUUGCUGGAGCCUUAGUAGGACUAGGUACAAAAAUAGGUGCAGGUUGUACAUCUGGACAUAUGAUUGGUGGUUUAUCCAGACUUAGAGUUAGAUCAAUGGCUGCAGUUGCAACUUUUUCAGCAGCUGCUAUUGGAUUAAACAAGCUGUUAGACUUGGGAUUACAUAGUGCCGUUGAACCAAACUAUACACUAGUGCUUAGUUGGGGGUUCUUUAAGGAAAACAAAUUAAUCACUGGAUUGUUAAUUGCAGGUUUUAUUCAAGUUUAUGGUUUAUUACCAUAUCUAUCACAAAAAGCUAAGGGAUUUUACAAAUGUUUGUUGGGUAAUUAUAUUAGGUUUUUAAGUGGGUUUUUGUUUGGUAUUGGUCUUCAUGUUUCAGGAAUGGUUAAUGUAACGAAAACAAUUGGAUUUUUAUCAAUUUUAGACUGGAAAAAAUUUGAUCCAUCCUUAGCUAUGAUUAUUGUGUUUGCAGUGAUACCAAAUGUAAUUAUAUGGAGAAAUAUAAAGAAACCUUUACUAACUGGAAACUUUGAUCUUGCCAUGUCUACAGAAAUACCUCCAAGGUUUUUAAUUGGGAACGUUUUAUUCGGUUUAGGGUGGGGGAUUUUAGGUAUUUGUCCAGGUCCAGGACUUGCCAACAGUAUUCAUUUUAGAGAUGUAAACAUUUGGCUCAUUUCAUUUCUCACAGGUCAUGGAAUUGGUGGGUUGUUAUGA